AUGGGCAUACGCGACGUUCUCAAGAAGAAGGAGAAACUCGACAACGGCGAGCACAGCAGCAAGGAUGCAGUAGACAGGCUGGCGGCCCCCGAGUUCAAGUUCAUUCGAUCAGACACACACACCCAAGAGGUCAUCCACCCCCCGAGCGGGCCCCCGGGCUUCGACGACGGCAAGGAACACUACCUGAACCCGAACGGCAACGACGGCGGCAGCGGCCAGAAGCCCCGGCGCAGCCUCGACGUCUUCUUCGGCAACAGCCGCUCGCGCAGCGCGUCCGCUUCCUCGCAGGCGAGCUCGACCUCCAACUCCCACUCGAACAACAAUGGCAAGAUUGGGAGACGGCUAUCGGAGCGGCUGCACCUCAGCCGCUCGCCGGCCUCGUCAGAAAACGUCCCGCAGAACCUACCCGACAUUGUGACCACGGCCGAGGGCGGCGAGGGGGACGAGCUGCAGUGGGAGAAGCGCGCGACCAUGCUGGCUUCGGCGAAUAAGAGCAGGCCCGCGACGCCGUUGGCGAACGCCGCGGGCGGUGGAGGGGAUAUGACGAGAGGCAGGACGCAGGGCGCGGCGGUCUCAUCUCCGGCCAUUGACGAGGAUAUUCAGGAGGCUAUCCGGCUGCACGAGGCGGGAGACUUCGAGAACUCGACGGCCAUGUUUGCCCGCUUGGCUGAUCCGAAAGGGGCUAAUAACACCCUGAGCCAGUUCCUAUACGGUCUCUCUUUGAGGUGCCACGAUACUUGGGCUAUUUGGACGGAUUUGCUGACAGGGUUUGAUAGGCACGGAUGGGGUUGCGAACCAGAUCCAGAAGGGGCCAUCAAGUAUCUCUCGGCGGCGGCGUCGAAUGCGGCAACCGUCGAGCAGAUGGCGUUGAAGGCAGGGCUUAAAAAGGGUGGUGCUGCCAAGGGCGAGCUCGUUCUGGCCAUAUUCGAGUUGGCGAAUUCCUUUCGACACGGCUGGGGCACAGCCAAGGACCCAAUAGCGGCAAAGCAGUACUAUGAGACUGCGGCGAACCUCGGAGAUACUGAUGCUAUGAACGAGGUAGCCUGGUGCUAUGUAGAAGGCUUCGGAUGCAAAAAGGACAAGAACUUGGUCUUUAGGGGCAGCCAGCAUCAGCUUCAGCAGCCUCAGCAACCUGCGUCGGUCCAGGUUGGGCAUCAAUACGGCGACCCUAAAAGACGGCCGCAAACAGGAACCCGCGCAGGACGCAUGCUCAAUUUUGCAGCAGCCCGUUACUACCGGUUGGCUGAAAAGAACGGCAACAAAACACUAGGCAAUUCAUGGCUCCCAAGGCAUUGUUUUACUCUGCCUUCCCUCCAAAAUGUGGGAGCUCGCCCUGUCAUCCAAACUUGGAUGACCGUCAGCUUUCCCGGAGCUGCACGCGGUUACCUGCCGCUGCAAGCCCUCCUGCGCUACGCCGCGUUCCCCAGAGCGCCCGCGAAGACUCGAUGCUGCUUCCCGAGGCUGCGAUUCCACCACCCCGUGUGGCCAGAAUUCCUCUGUGAUACCCAAAGGCUAACCACCCGCAAACUCAAUAGGAUCUGGAAGGAAAAGUACGACCCAGAUGCCGGCGACAAGAAGAAGAAGUAG
Messenger RNA from Colletotrichum lupini, 1587 nucleotides. RefSeq lists its product as uncharacterized. Gene Ontology annotation, molecular function: protein binding. The record is from RefSeq and is a predicted model, not a curated record. The transcript has 9 exons. The coding region runs from base 1 to 1587 and encodes 528 amino acids. NCBI's taxonomy places the organism in Eukaryota, Fungi, Ascomycota, Sordariomycetes, Glomerellales, Glomerellaceae.